Mycena indigotica is the source of this 1626-nucleotide messenger RNA. RefSeq names its product Zn(2)-C6 fungal-type domain-containing protein. The record is from RefSeq and is a predicted model, not a curated record. The transcript is spliced from 6 exons. Lineage: Eukaryota; Fungi; Basidiomycota; Agaricomycetes; Agaricales; Mycenaceae. Gene Ontology annotation, biological process: regulation of DNA-templated transcription. Gene Ontology annotation, molecular function: DNA-binding transcription factor activity, RNA polymerase II-specific; zinc ion binding. Bases 1 to 1626 code for a protein of 541 amino acids.
AUGUCCUCCUCCGCUGCCAUGUCUACGCAAGAGACGACGCCGAAGCCAGCGAAAUUCAAGACUCCUACUUGUGUGUUAUGUCGCAAACGCAAGCUCCGCUGCGACGGCAACUCCCCUUGCUCACCAUGCACUCGAACAAGAACUCCAGUAGUUUGUACCUACGUCCCCAAAACGGUCGGCCAAUUGCGUUCGGAGUUGCCAAAGGGCGGGGCAUGUAUAACGUGUCGACAGCGCAAACGCAGAUGCGACGGCCACUUUCCCUGUAGGACAUGUGUUCAGGCAGGCCGGCCUGACGAAUGCGCGUAUCGCGAGAAGCCGCGCUCAUCAUCAUCUUCGCCGUCCUCCUCAACAGGCACAAAGAGCAAGCCGAGAAAACAAAGACAGUCAGUUGUCGAUGCUGGCAGCCCCGCUUCAAGCGGUAGCAGUUCCGCCUCAGAUUCAAGGCCGACGACGCCCCAGGACUAUCAGGAAGAGCAGGAGCAUUGGCCCAAGCUGCAUGUCGACCACUCGGGAUUCGAAUCGGAGUUUGAUACCAGUAUGAAUGUGUUCGCUGGGAGCUGGGACAUGUCGCAGUGCGACUUUUCGGCCACGUCGAGCGCGGCGUACUCCCCAGGGUAUGACUACGAGUACAACGAGUCAAGGGUCAAUUUAGUUUCCCAGCAUCUUCACCUUUCGCCGUCCAAGCUGUCCGCCCUGGCACAAGGCGACCUGUCUGGGCGGGCCAUCCACCCCACAUUGGUCCACGCAAUCGAUCUCCUGUCCUGCCUCUCUUCCCCUCCUCCCCAGCCCUUCCCCGAGUACGAGUUCGAGCCGAGCGCCGCUGCCUGGGGCCUCGAUUCACGAGAAACAGAGCUCCUUUCGCUCGUGCGCGCCGCCCUGGCGCCGCUGUCCCUUGAGGCGGCGCCAGACGCGGUCACGAGUGUCCAGCUGCACGUGCUCUUGCAUGCCUACUACUCGCUGAAACGGGAUUUUGGUAGCGCCUUAGGCUGCAUUAGCGGAGCUGGGUCGGUUUUGGUUGGCCAAGCGGGGACGAUUGCGCUGAGAGGGGGCUUUUGCUCUAUGAUGGGGAACAUUAACUUGGACUGCGGCAGUGAUCAGGAUGGGGAGGCGGAAGAGGUCCGGGCUGCGCUCGCCCAGGUGGUCUUCCUCGAUAUCCAAGCGCAGCUGGUGCAUGGCGCGCCGUCUAGUCUCGACGGGGAGGUGUAUGAACGGUUUCGCGGGGUGAUGACGCUACACAACGACCUCAACCCGCUCUCUCUCCGCGGCAAGGCGUUCCUCGCGCUGUACGACGCGAAGCAACUCGUCUCCGCCUGGAACACGCAUUUCUCGGCCGGCGGGACGGUGCCCACUGCCUGGGCAAGACGUUACCGGGCGCUCAUCGUUGAUCUCGAGGGCCAAGUUGCGGCCAUGCAGGACGGCAACCAGUCGACGAUGGAGGCGCUCAUGGGGGCGCAUGCCGCGCUCAGUGAACUGUUUUCUGUGUUUCCAGGGGACGAAAUCGCACGGAGGAGGGCAGCAGACGCGGCAAGGAUGGUUGUUAAGCUGAUCGACGGACCAAGAGGCUGGGAGUGGAGUGCGGUGGCUGGGGUGGUGUGGGCUGGCGCGGCGCGGUUGCUGCAGCUGUGA